AUGUUUGUGCAGCUUGGAGGACCUGAUAAAGUUGCAGAAAUCACUGGGAGGCGAGGCAUGCUUGUUCGGACCUCUGAUGUGAAAGGUGUCACAUAUCAGUCACGCAGCACAAAGGAUGUACCCAUGGAAAUGGUCAAUAUGCAUGAGAAGCAGCUCUUCAUGGAUGGUAAGAAGCUGGUUGCAAUCAUUUCUGAAGCUGGAUCAGCUGGUGUUUCUUUGCAGGCAGACAGAAGGGCAGUAAAUCAGAAAAGAAGAGUUCAUUUAACACUAGAACUACCGUGGAGUGCUGACCGUGCAAUUCAACAAUUUGGAAGAACUCACCGGUCAAAUCAAGCUUCUGCACCUCAGUAUAGGUAGAGAUUGCAUUCUAUUUCUAAUCUGAGUUGUAAUAACAUUAU
Messenger RNA from Camellia sinensis, 398 nucleotides. Lineage: Eukaryota; Viridiplantae; Streptophyta; Magnoliopsida; Ericales; Theaceae. The record is from RefSeq and is a predicted model, not a curated record.